Molecule: messenger RNA, 393 nt
Organism: Mesorhabditis spiculigera
Lineage: Eukaryota; Metazoa; Nematoda; Chromadorea; Rhabditida; Rhabditidae
Source: the annotation of a GenBank genome assembly
AUGACGGCCGAAGGAAUCUACCAACUUGCUGAACUUCACGACGAUGAAGCCGUUGAACAACUCGUAAUGCCCAUGCCUUCUCUGACGCCUCCGCCUAUAAAUUUCGUCUUCAAUUACGACGAAGAUGAGCCGGACAACAAAAAUGAGCAUCAGCACAAAGUUCCCCAGGGCGAAGAAGAUCACCACGACGGCCCCACCAUGGAGCCUGCCGAGGCCGCUGAACUAGGCGACGUGCAUCAGGCCGACAUCGCUCAAAUCAACAAUCUUCAAAUUAAUGAUGACGCCAGAAACGCAGCGCUCGAGGUCACGCCCCCGGUUUGGGCCAACGACUUUCAGCUAGACGAAGACUUUGCGGCGAAGCUUCAGCAAUACGAGCAGAGACGAUGUUGUCCA